ACCAGUCUAGUCCACGUGCAUGACGAAAUCUAAUAGAAAUCAAAACAAAUAUGGAAAACGUAAGGCCAGGCGGACCUAACAUUCUAAUAACAGGAACCCCGGGAACAGGAAAGUCCACUCUUGGGGCGGAACUAGCGCAACGAUGUUCGCUUCACUACAUCAAUGUUGGUGAACUAGCAAAACAAGAGCAACUAUAUGAUGGCUUUGAUCAGGAAUAUCAGUGUCCAGUUCUAAGUGAAGAGCAGGUUGUGGAUGAAAUGGAGAACCAGAUGACUGAUGGUGGCAAUGUUGUGGAUUACCAUGGUUGUGACUUCUUCCCUGAGCGCUGGUUUGACAUUAUCUUUGUGUUGCGUACAGACAACACAGUUCUAUACAACAGGCUAGAGCACAGGGGCUACUCUGGGAAGAAACUGGAAGACAAUGUGCAGUGUGAGAUUUUUCAGACGAUUCUGGAGGAGGCUCGCAAUGGAUACAAGCCUGAGUUGGUUCAUGAACUGCCCAGUAACACACCUGAGGAAAUGGAGGAUAACCUGGAUAAAAUAGAAGCCUGGAUUCAACAGUGGAAGGCUGCCCACUAGCAGUGAGCCGCUUUGUGCAUAAUAGUGAAAAACAUUAUAAAUGAUCAUACCUCUAAGCUUGAUCUAGUGCUGAACUAAUGAUCAUAUCUGAUAUGCUGUUCAAGCAGUGCUCACAUGUCUCCUGUUUGGAGAAAAACACGCAUUAACUAAUGAAGUCAAAUGAAGGAGGGGGGAAAAGUUCCUGGCAGGGAUAAUUUUACAAAUAAAAUAUGAAUUUAAUUCUAUUUAUUGGAUAUUUAUUUAAUCAUUUGUUAUGCCUGAUUUUCUGAUGAUAUGGAUACAUUUUGGUGUGGUAACCGUAUCUUAUUACUUGCUCAUUAAAGAUGCAGAAAACUAAUUACAUAUUGCAUGCAAGAAAUGUUCCAAUUGAAUAUACUAAGAUGAAAAUGUUUUUAUUUAACAGAACAAUACUAUAUAAAAAGUUGUUUGGCUUUUAUUUUACAUUAACUUCAUGCAUUAAGAUUCUUCCUAGAAUCUUUAAAACUCUAGUUCAUACAAGAAACUGCCAUGUUGUUGUAUUCAUGCCAGUGCUUUAAUGUCUUGAAUGUUUUAUGAAAAGGUUAAAAGGUAAAUGAUUCAUAAGUGAUAUUAUUAAUUGUGAAAUUAUUAUAUUACCUAUAAGCUAUCACUAAUUAGUGGUACAAUUUAGUCAGGAUUUUUAGUGUGUUCACUCUAUUGGUUUUUGAAAAGGUCUCCUGUUACUACUUCAUUAUCGCUUUUUGUGAAAAAUGCUGAUUUAUAGAUCAGGUUUUAUUUUCAUUGAUUUUAAAAAUAUUGGCUGUUUACCAUGUGAGUCCAAAAUGGUGCAUUUUUAGUCAAAUUAAAUAUUGCUGACCUUUGAAGCAUGUAGCCUGCAACCAUUUGUUUAGAAAAGCAAGUUUUCCAUGUAGGUUAUCUGUAGGCUAGGUUGCACAAUUAAAAAAGUUGAUAAAAAAAUAUUCAAUAUUACUUUUGUCCUACUAUUCGGUGCAAAAAAACCUGCUCUCUACUAUUUUGUCUUGAACUACUUUAUUCCUGCUUUUCAUAUUGGGACACAUCUGGAAGGCAUGAUUAAUGCUUAUUUCAUGAUGAAAGUUAUGUUAAUUAUUUAUUGCUGAGAACCAUUUUUUGCUGUUCUAUUGUUAUUGUUAUAUGUGUUUUUUUUAAUGAAUUGUGUAUGCAGCUGUUACGCUUUAGAAAGGAUAUUACUGAAGGACGCUGUUUGAGAAUAUAGAGCAACAUUUCUUCAAGUCUUAGUUCUUGUAUAUAAGUUUGUUAGUUUCAGGUUUUUGGACAUUAUGAUUUGUAUCUUCCAUUUUAAUAUAUUGCCAUACAUCUUCCAUUUAAUUGUGUUGUGGUAUAUGUAAUGGCAGUGUUGUGCAAAAGUUAGGUUUUUUAAAUUUUAUUUACUUUUAUACAUGUAUUUUAACUACUGUUUACAAAUGAUCUUAGCAUUUCAAGUAUUUGGUGCGUUGAAUUAUUCUUUCCAUGUCAACCAAGUGAAUUUCAAAUCAAAGUGAAACAUCAAUCCACUUGGAAACCGACAGCCGUCUUCAGAGAUUUGGCAUAUACUUGGACAUACUACCAUGCACUGACUAUGGUACUAAAGAGGCAGGCUCAUACCCCUGCACAGCAUCCAUACAUUUACAGUUUGUAUAUAUGUUUUAGGUUCAAAAACCAAUUCAAUCCAAACUCUAAAUUACAUUCACAAAGACACAAAUAUACCUUAGAAAUACAAAAAACUUCUUUGGUAAAUGACUUCUGAAUGAAUUUUUAUUAAUUGAUUGAUGAGUUCAUUUGCAGACCAAUUCUGGAAUAUUUUUUUUUAACUUUCCACAAAUUUUUGUUUGGAGAUGGAUGAAAAUAUUUGUGGUAUAAGUUUAAAACUGGAAAACUGUUGAAAUGAAACUGAUCUGUUAGUAAGUGUAAGUGACUGUAAUUUUGUGAAAGUCAACUGUUAACGUUAUAUCUUUGUUAUGUGUCGUACGUGUAAAAUAACACGCAUCUAGUAUCUGGCAAUACUUUGUACUGUAUUCAUGACAUAUCUACAAAAGUCUAUAUAGUGAUGUUUAAAGAUAUAUAUUUUAGAUGACAUAUGUUAAUUUGCUGUUUGCAAUACAUUUAUGCUGACAUAGUUUGCAAAACUGAUUUUAAUUUAAUGAAUUAAAGACAUCAUACAUUUGUUUGUCAAAUUACUCUUUGUUAAUUGCAUUCAUGACAUAUUCCAAUAGUAAAUAUAUGUUUGGAUGCCAAUUAUAUCUCCAUAGUGAUAAUUAUUUUAAAAGUUAAUUCUACGAGUAAUUAAUAACCAUGAGGGAUUUGGGGUUAAAAUUUGAUGUUUUGUAGUUAUCUAUUUAAAGAUGCCAUAUUUUCAUAAACACAUUUUCAUUUGAUAGGUUGAAAAAACAUUCCGUGUAUGUCUUUUGGAAUGUCUGCUUUAUUAAUUGCCCCAUAACUUGGGUAGUGCAGUAGUUAAUUGCUUCUUAUGUUCAUUCCUUGUCAAGGAAAAGUUGUGUUAUACAAGAUUGUACUAGUCUGUUGUAUUCAACGUUACACGUUUUGUGUUGAUGAACAAUAGUGGCUUGACCCUUGUGUGUAAAUCUUAUAAAUGGCAAGAAUACAGAAGUGAUUACAUUGUACCAUCUGCUUCUGUUUUAAUGCAUGUAUAAACUUUCUUGAUCAGCUUCUGUUUAAAAACCAAGCAUGUUAAUGCCCUUGAAAGCAUUAGAAAAUUUAACAAGUUAUAUUCAAAGGUUUCAAUACUUAGUUUAGCAUUUUAAUUUCUGGACAUAUAAAUUGAAAUUGAAAGGUUAUUGUUUGAAUGUAUAAGUAUUAUAACUGGAUUUGUUUGUUGCUUUGUACCUUAUUACAUGAUGAAUUAAUCAUUAAAUAAAAUCUUAAAAC
Mya arenaria is the source of this 3461-nucleotide messenger RNA. Its product is annotated as adenylate kinase isoenzyme 6-like. The transcript is spliced from 4 exons. The record is from RefSeq and is a predicted model, not a curated record. Bases 51 to 578 code for a protein of 175 amino acids. Gene Ontology annotation, molecular function: AMP kinase activity; ATP hydrolysis activity; ATP binding. NCBI's taxonomy places the organism in Eukaryota, Metazoa, Mollusca, Bivalvia, Myida, Myidae. Gene Ontology annotation, cellular component: cytoplasm; nucleus.